Molecule: messenger RNA, 544 nt
Organism: Aspergillus piperis CBS 112811
Lineage: Eukaryota; Fungi; Ascomycota; Eurotiomycetes; Eurotiales; Aspergillaceae
Exons: 2
Coding region: 112-438 (108 amino acids)
Source: RefSeq, a predicted model, not a curated record
UGCUCACUGCAUAACUAUGCCCUUCAUUGAAUUACAUAGACCGCAUAUGAUUCUUGCAGUGUUAUCUGUACAUGACAUAUCAUUCACGAUCCUGACACGCCUCCAGCACACAUGCAUAGAAUAGACUACCUAUCUACCUACCUAUUCCCGCAAUCUAAAGUCCAAAUCGCCACCAACUCCCAAACCUCGCUCGCUCUUCCUCUCCAAGCGACCGCAUAUAGCGCCCCCUUGAUGAGAAGGAUACGGGAAAAAAGGGAGGGAAGUAAGGUUUUGCAAAUCCACAAGAGAACCCGCGAGGGUCUCCGUGUGAACGUACGGUACCAAUUCGAUUUUUUCAUGCUUCUAAAUUUCAAUCAAUAUUUUGCAAUUUGCUGCUGCUGCUGCUGGCGUAGCCAGGUAGGUAGGUCAUGGAAGGGAAAUCUGUCUCUGUUUGACUGAUCGAUAGCAGGCCGGUUGUUUGUGGACCCACAUCUGGCCUGAGAUCAUAUCACACAGAUCUAUUAAACCUCAGAUUUGACAAGUGAAAUUGAGUAUCCAAGCAACA